This is a messenger RNA of Aspergillus ibericus CBS 121593, 1104 nucleotides long. Its product is annotated as Gon7-domain-containing protein. Bases 1 to 1104 code for a protein of 367 amino acids. The record is from RefSeq and is a predicted model, not a curated record. Lineage: Eukaryota; Fungi; Ascomycota; Eurotiomycetes; Eurotiales; Aspergillaceae. The transcript is spliced from 6 exons.
AUGGACGCCGAACCCGAUUCUCCCUCAGCGACCUUCACUCCAGUCAACUCGAGUACCCCCAUCAAGCCCGACCCCGAGGAAGCCGAGAAUGCCACCCUUCUCAAGGCAGUGUCCAAGUCCACGACCACCACGACGCCCAAGAAAACCAAGCUUCCACCUAUCCCCACCAGUCUGGAGGCCGUCACGGCCAGCGACAGGCUCAUCCUGCGUCUGCGGGACGAGGAGCAGCGUAACUGGGAUGAUAUUAACAAGGAGUGGAUGGCGCAGACGGGCAUUCUUGUGGGCAAAUCGACGCUUCGGAUGAGAUAUACUACGAUGAAGAGUAAUUUUGUGGAUAUGGAUGGGGAGGAUGAAGCCCGCAUGCUACGCGCCAAGAAGGAAGUCGAGGAGAAGUUCGAAGGCGAUAAGUGGCGGCUUAUUGCGGAUGCAGUGGAAAGUGCUGGAGGGAAGAAUUAUCCUGUUGGGGCGUUGCUGAAGAGGUUUAAGGAGAUGAACAAACCAGCACGGUACUAUCUCUUUGACCAUAAAUGCACAAUUAUGGCGCUGGAAAUCCUCACCUCCUAUCACAUCUUUAAUAUAUUUCUCCUCACCGGUGUCUGUCCUCGCCCAAAAAAAAUAUACUACAUUUUAUCUAUUUGGAUUCCGCCGCCGGAAAUCCCUCCUGCCCAGCCAAUCCGUCGCUCCCGCCCGCACGGCCAUCACCUCCAACUCCAACUCCAUCCCACCCAAAUCCUUCUCCCCUCCCCUCCCCCACCACAACCACAACCACCACCCCUCGCCAACACCAUCACCACCACCACCAUGUCCACCCCCACACUCCACGCAAUCUACUCCGCUCCUCAACAAACCCACACCUUCGAACAAACCAUCACCUCCCCUCUCCCCUCCAACGAUGCCGACCCCUCCGCCGUCCCCGCAAAAGUAACCUACCUCGCCGAACUGCGCAAACUCGUGUCCACCAUCCAGAACGACAUCAAUGUGUUUCUGACCGAGCGCAUGGAAGACGAUAAGAAGGCUGCGGAGGCGCAGGGUCAGAAGGUCUCGGAGAAGGAGGCCAAGGAGGAGGAGAAUUAUGGGGAGGAGGUUGUGGAGGAGGAUGCUUGA